This is a messenger RNA of Octopus sinensis (East Asian common octopus), 1680 nucleotides long. RefSeq names its product U3 small nucleolar RNA-associated protein 15 homolog. The coding region runs from base 82 to 1617 and encodes 511 amino acids. The transcript has a single exon. Gene Ontology annotation, molecular function: protein binding. The record is from RefSeq and is a predicted model, not a curated record. Gene Ontology annotation, cellular component: nucleolus. Gene Ontology annotation, biological process: rRNA processing; positive regulation of transcription by RNA polymerase I. Lineage: Eukaryota; Metazoa; Mollusca; Cephalopoda; Octopoda; Octopodidae.
UUACUUCCCGUUGUUGCUGUAGCUCUUUGAUGUCAAUUAAGCACGUUGUGAAAUUUCUUCACACAAUUAAUUUUUAUUGCGAUGGCAUCGUUUAAGAAUACAUUCAUAAAACAGUAUCCACGCUUUAAAGAAGUCACUGCUGAUAAUCUUUAUUGGAAACUAGAACCUGCAAUAAUCAAACGUGAGUACGGGGCAAUCAGUUUCAUAGACUUUUCUCAUUCUGAACCGUAUAACUUCGCCGUUACCAACUACACGCGCUUACAUAUUUAUAAUUCACAGACAAAUCAAAUCGUGAAGACUUUUUCUCGAUUCAAACAAAAUACAUACAGCGGAUGCUUCCGUUCCGACGGCAAUCUUUUAGUAGUUGGAGGUGACGAAGGAAUUGUACGAUUAUUAGGUGUUGAGAAAGAUUUUCGGUUACGAACGUUCAAAGGACAUACUGCACCCGUACACGUGUCUCGCUUCACGGCUGAUAAUGUUCGAGUGUUUUCCGGAUCGGAUGAUUUAACCCUGCGACUAUGGGACGUACCAACGGAAACUUGUAUUACUACAUUCCAGGAACAUAAAGACGUCAUCCGAUGCGGUGCUAAUCCAGCUGCUAGUCCGGACAUCAUCUUAUCUGGAGGUUACGAUCACUUAAUCAAAAUGUUCGAUACGAGACUUCAAGAAAGCGUUCUCACCGUUGAUCAUGGAUACCCCGUUGAAAGUGUGCUCAUGUUUCCUUCUGUUGGGCUUUUCUUUUCAGCUGGUGGCAAUUGUAUUAAAGUGUGGGAUGCUUUAGCUGGUGGUAAGUUACUCAAAACUAUUUCUCACCACCAUAAAUCUAUUACGUCUUUGGGGUUCUGCAGUAACUAUAAGAGACUUCUGUCUGGAUCUUUAGACAGACAUGUGAAAAUGUACGAUACCGUAAGCUACCAAGUUGUAAAUACCUUCGAUUAUCCCGGGCCUAUACUCAGUGUAGCCGUUUCUCCAGACGACAGUGUUAUUGUGGCUGGUACUACAGAUGGAUUACUGUCUAUACAACACCGCAAAAAAGAAACCGAUGCCACAACAACGGAACGAGAGAAACAAGGUAACAAAUCCUCGUACCGAUACAGAAUUAACACUGGAAAAUAUGUCGCCUCUGAAAAAGAUGAUUUAGUUAUUGCGAACCCCAGAAAGAAAUUUUUACCUAAAUGGGAUAAACAACUGAAGGCAUUUAAGCACAGUUUUGCUUUGGACUCUGUGUUGGAUAUUCGCGUACGUAUGAAGCAUCCUGAAAUCACUGUUAGUGUUAUGCAAGAAUUGAUACGUCGGAAUGUUAUCAAAUCGGCUUUACUUGGGCGAAAUGAGCGCCAAUUGUUAGUGUUACUCAAGUUUAUCAGCGUAAAUAUACGAAACAUAAAUUUUAUGUCAACCCUUGUAGAUGUUACAAACAUUAUUUUAGAUCUGUAUUCUACAACUUUCCAAAAAACCAGUAAUUGCUCGGCGAGCUUAUUGAAAUUUCACCGAUUAAUUAACAAUGAAUUGAAAUAUCUCAAAACAUGUUCAGAAACUCUAGGAAUGAUUGACUUAAUAUUUGCAGCAGCAGAACUUAACACCACACGUAAAGAAAAUGGUUCAGGAAUUUUACAUUGAAAUGUUUUGUUGAAAUAUAUUUUUCUGAUAUUUAGCAUACAUUAAAACUUAAACAUUUUUUUA